This is a messenger RNA of Ochotona princeps (American pika), 1310 nucleotides long. RefSeq names its product lysozyme (gene LYZ). Gene Ontology annotation, molecular function: lysozyme activity. The record is from RefSeq and is a predicted model, not a curated record. Bases 40 to 486 code for a protein of 148 amino acids. The transcript is spliced from 4 exons. Lineage: Eukaryota; Metazoa; Chordata; Mammalia; Lagomorpha; Ochotonidae. Gene Ontology annotation, biological process: defense response to Gram-positive bacterium; defense response to Gram-negative bacterium.
UCACUCCUGUCAGCCUAGAGUUCUGGCUUCCCAGGCAAGAUGAAGGUGCUCCUGAUUCUGGGGAUGCUGCUUCUUUCCAACACCAUCCAGGGCAAGGUCUUUGAGAGGUGUGAGCUGGCCAAAACUCUGAAAAAAUUUGGAAUGGAUGGCUACAAGGGAAUCAGCUUGCCUAACUGGAUGUGCUUGGCCAAAUGGGAAAGCAGUUACAACACAAAGGCUACAAACUACAACCCUGGAGACAAAAGCACUGAUUAUGGGAUAUUUCAGAUCAACAGCCGCUACUGGUGUAACGAUGGGAAAACCCCGAAAUCAGUUAAUGCCUGCCAUAUCCCCUGCAGCGCUUUGCUGCAAGAUGACAUCUCUCAAGCUGUAACCUGUGCAAAGAGGGUUGUCAGUGAUCCGCAAGGCAUCAGGGCAUGGGUGGCAUGGAGAAACCAUUGUCAAAACCGAGAUCUCUCUGAGUAUACUCGGGGCUGUGGAGUGUAACUGUGGAAUUUUCUUCUUCUGCUCAUCUUGUCUCUUUCUCAGCUUCAGGGAGUGGUAAAGUCGCCAGCAUCGCUUCCCCUUCAAACACAGUCUCACUGUUCCAGAGGCAAGAGCAAAGCAGCGCCUCUCCUCCAAGAGCCUGUUCACUAACUUACUUGUUAUUUGACCUUAAAACUACAUAUUUCAGUUUGCUGAUAGCAAACUGGGGAAAAUUCAUCUAAAACUGUAGUUAUCAAAUGUAUUUCUAGUACAUUAAUCUUGAUGAAAGGAAUAACCUGAGUUUAUCUUGAGUAAUACAACUAUUCAUCAAUAUUGAAUUAAAAUAUUAAAAAAGGCUAUCUUUAAACUACUUAGCUUAGACAGAACUGCAAAGUCAAUGUGGGCCUUGGCUGCCUUCUGUCCAGGAUGGCGUCUCCAAUGCAGGAAAAAUAAGCUCUCUUGGUUGGCAAUAGACAGUUGUUAAAGGAGCAGUUAUUCAAUUCUUAAAAAAUGGAGACUGAGUUAAGAAUUUUGCUUUCAUAAUGGAUGUGACCUCUAGUUUAAAGAUUUUCUUAGACAGCUUUCAUUUACACAUCCUUAAAAUAGAAACAUGAUUUAUAUGCGCUGCAGCCCAUUAAGUAACACUUAGGUGCUUAUUGCUAAUUGUGAAGGAGGGAGUAGAUGAGCUUUUACUGUUUCUUAAUUUUAUUAAUUUAGAGUUGUGCAUUAUGAUUAAUUCUAAGACAGGAUGAGCCCAGGGGUGUUGAAAUGAUUGCUAGUUAACCACAGGUGUGAAACUAUGCAUGUUGCAAAAAACACAUUAUUAUUAAAGGCUUUGCAAUGAA